Messenger RNA from Triticum aestivum (bread wheat), 2149 nucleotides. Its product is annotated as receptor-like protein 2. Lineage: Eukaryota; Viridiplantae; Streptophyta; Magnoliopsida; Poales; Poaceae. Bases 1 to 2100 code for a protein of 699 amino acids. The record is from RefSeq and is a predicted model, not a curated record. The transcript has a single exon. Gene Ontology annotation, molecular function: protein binding.
AUGCCCCAGCAGCUCCGCUUCGCAUCAAGCAGAAGGGAGAAAACAACCAUGCAUCUUCAUGGCCACACUCUUGUGCUGCUGCUGCUCUGUUUUGCUUCUCCCAUAAGUUCCUGCACGGAGCAUGAGAGCACCGCACUCUCUGACUUCCUAGGCAGGCUUGUGCCGUGCGGCAACGAUGGUCUCAACGUGUCAUGGGUGAAUGGCACCGACUGCUGCGAAUGGGAAGGCAUCGUCUGCAGCAGUGAUGGCACAGUCACAGAUGUCUUGUUGGCUUCCAAAGGCCUCAGAGGGGCCAUCUCACCAUCCCUUGCCAAUCUUACAGGGCUCUUGCACCUCAACCUAUCCCACAAUUAUCUUGAAGGCAGCCUACCAGUGGAAUUGUUGUCCUCCAGAAGCAUCGUCUUCCUCGAUGUCAGCUUCAACCGCCUCGAUGGUCAUCUGCAAGAGAUCCAAUCCUCAAAUCAUAGUUUUCCUAUCAAGGUGUUGAAUAUCUCAAGCAACUCCUUCACAGGACCGUUCCCGUCCAAAACAUGGAAGGCUACGAAGAGUCUGGUUGCUCUUAGUGCAAGCCACAACAGCUUUGAAGGACCCAUAUCGUCUUCUAUCUGCAUCAAUGGCCCAUCAUUUGCCAUGCUUGACCUCUCACAUAACAAAUUCAGUGGCAAUAUUUCUCCGGGGUUUGGCAGUUGCGCCAUGCUGAGAGUGCUAAAGGUUGGCCACAACAACCUUACCGGACCUCUCCCCGAUGGACUAUUCAAUGCUACCUCACUGGAGCACCUCUCUUUGGCCAACAAUGGUUUGCAGGGUGUUCUUGAUGGUUCCAGCAUAGUCAAAUUAAGCCGUCUGACUGUCCUUGAUCUUGGAAUGACUGGUCUCAGUGGCAAGAUUCCAGACUCUGUCGGCCAGCUAAGAACAUUGGAGGAACUCUACUUGGACAACAACAAUAUGUCUGGUGAGCUGCCAUCGGCACUAGGUAACUGCUCAAAUCUCAGAUACAUUACCAUCAGAAAUAACAGCUUUAUCGGGGAUCUUAGCACAGUCAAUUUCACCAUGUUGGAUCUGAGGAUAGCUGAUUUUUCGAUAAACCUCUUCACUGGUCCAAUUCCUGAAAGUAUCUACUCAUGCAGCAAUCUAGUUGCGCUGCGGCUGGCUUACAACAACUUUCAUGGCCACUUCUCACCAAGAAUAAGCAAUCUCAGGUCCCUCUCCUUCUUUUCAAUUACCAACAACUCUUUUAAAAAUAUCACAAAUGCACUUCAGAUGCUCAAGAGCUGCAAGAACCUCACCUCCCUGCUUAUUGGAACUAACUUCAAGGGUGAAACCAUACCACAGGAUGAAACAAUUGAUGGUUUUGAGAAUCUUCAGGUACUGACCAUAGAUGAUUGCUCAUUGGUUGGGAAAAUUCCUCUUUGGAUAUCAAAGCUUGAAAAAUUGAAAAUGAUAGAUUUAUCAGUAAACCAACUCAGUGGACCAAUACCAUCCUGGAUUGAUGAACUGGGCUUCCUAUUCUACCUAGACAUAUCAAGCAACAACCUUACAGGGAAUAUAGAAAUUGCAUUGACAAAGUUGCCGAUGCUGCUAUCAGGGGAAAAUGUUGCGAAGUUGGGCCCGAAGUUCCUUGAGUUGCCUGUAUUUUGGACACCAUCACGUCAAUACCAGAUGGUCAGUGCUUUUCCUAGAAUAUUGUUUCUAGACAACAAUAAUUUCACUGGUAUAAUUCCCCCUGAGAUUGGUCAGCUAAAAUUGCUCAACGGCCUCAAUUUAAGCUCCAAUAGCUUAACUGGUGAAAUACCACAAGAAAUCCGCAACCUCACAAACCUGCAAAUGCUUGAUCUGUCGGACAACCAGCUCACAGGUGCAAUACCAUCUGCACUGAAUGAUUUGCACUUCCUUCCUACAUUUGAUGUUUCCAGCAACAGGCUAGAAGGACCAGUUCCAACAGGAGGACAGUUUCAUACAUUCUCAAAUUCCAGCUACAGUGGGAAUCCAAAGCUAUGUGGACCUAUGCUCAGCCUCGAUUGCACCUCCACGGCAACAGAUCAAACCUCUGCUUCACGGCGUCACAACUUGUGCUUUGCGCUAGUCAUUGGAAUCACCUAGGGAGGACUCAUUGCUCUUGCAUUGCUUGUGUGUUUCCUUAUUGCACGGU